AGCCAUACUCUGCCAUACGCAAACGCCGCCCCUGGAUGUAUCACAAUGGCUUGUAGACAGUCCUUCAAGCUUUUCAGUUUGACCCAGAAUCUGAUCCGGAUGGAGAAGCACCGGAUGAAGUAGUUGCAACUCAGCGGCUACAGCAGGACGUCUCCGAAUGGCGUCAACAUUUGACUGAAACUGAAACUUACUGUGAAUCCUGGACUCCUUCAAGGUAAACAGACCGAGAAGUGCCUAAACUGCUGGAAGAAAACAUUUGCUGAAAACAUUUGACCACUGAACAAAAAUCUACAUGUGUAUUAUUCCAGUGACAUUUUGGCCUGCUAGAGAAACUCUCCUCCCUCUCAAUGGACACCUCAUUUCAAUGCCCAAUUGUUUAUUUCUUCCCAAAAGGAGAUAUUUCACUGUACCCUCUCUUGAUCUGGACUCUCUCCUGUCACUAAAAGGGAAAAUCAGUCAGGAAGGGUUGCUGGACUCAAACCUGAAAACCAAUCUUGACUUCUCUAUCCAAGCCCUGGAGGCCUUUCCUGCAUGCAAGCAGCGUAACGUCUCUCUAACACUGGAAGGAGAGCGCCACCUGGUGCAUAUCACCGCCGGGACACCUGUCCUGUCCUACAUGGUACAUCUGGGCAAAAACGGGCCACGGCUUCUCCAAAGGACCCAUCCAGAAUCUCGACUGAUGACCUCAAGCCUGGCAGAGAGCCACUUUGCUGGACAUCGCUGUCGUGAUGAGUUGGAAAGCUGCUUCAAGCAAGCUAAAAAAGCCCUGGCUAACAAAAGCCCAUCAGUUUUGGAUCACAUGGAGCUCAAGAUCACCUGUGGAGAGCUGCACCUCACGUACAGUACCCAUCAGCCCCUGCACACCCUCCACAUCCAGCCACGGCGCAGAGUUUUCUUGCACAAAACGCUGUCCCUAGAGAAGAUCCUAGAGACAAAGACACACCUGGAGAAGAGUGGAGAGAUGAGGAAAGAUCUGCUCACAUGUUUUCAGCACUUGCUACAGCACUCUAGCCAGUAUAAGGAGAAGAACACACAAAUCUUUCUUCAGGGUGAUGGGGAGAUGCUGGAGUUUGUCAUUGGUAGAAAAGAUAACCAUACAACUCAGUACUUCAUCUUCACUGAUGCCGAGAACAAAGCUCACAGCCAGCGGGUGCAGGAGGUGUGGCAGUAUGAUUAGGAAUCAUGGAACAGCUGCUUCCAUCUCUGUUAUAGAGGAGAACACCAGGCAUAUUGGGUUAUUAAUCAGGUUACUGAAGGAUGCAGAAGUAAUAUUAUAUAAUACUAACAUUAAUAAUUGUAUGUAUUUAGGGGUGUUGUCCUUACUUCCCAUGCUAGAUGGCAGAUUUCCUUCAAUGGAGAGAUGUAUAGUAUAAACCUAAUCUCUCUGUUGUAAAUUGGUUCUAUUACCUUGUUUUCAGGCGUUUAUAUAUUUAGGUAUGUUUGGUAUGUUUGAUAAAAUCAGAAAUAAUGUUAUAUUUUUAGAUUAUUUUCAGGCAUAACAAAAAAAGUGUUCAUUUAUAUUGUUUGAUAGAUACAGUAUUUUAGACAUUAAAUGAUGUACAAUACAGCUC
Messenger RNA from Onychostoma macrolepis, 1571 nucleotides. RefSeq lists its product as uncharacterized. Bases 293 to 1177 code for a protein of 294 amino acids. NCBI's taxonomy places the organism in Eukaryota, Metazoa, Chordata, Actinopteri, Cypriniformes, Cyprinidae. The record is from RefSeq and is a predicted model, not a curated record. The transcript is spliced from 4 exons.